Enterospora canceri is the source of this 1902-nucleotide messenger RNA. NCBI's taxonomy places the organism in Eukaryota, Fungi, Microsporidia, Enterocytozoonidae. The record is from the annotation of a GenBank genome assembly.
AUGCGCAUUGAUUUGCCGAACACAUUCCACAGGCCAGUUCUCUUCAGGAAAGCAGGAACCACGGAAUACGUGGGAUCAUUUGAUGUGAAGCAGGGUAGGCUUGAGAUGCUUGGAAAGGAGUACGCCCAGCCAUUUGAGAUCAUGAAGUACGCAGCAGAGGGAGUUGAUGGUACUGCGGCGUACACUGAGACAGUUGGAAUAAAGCUGGCUGAUUCUGUUGAGUUUCUGACCAAUUCUGAUCAUAAUCCAGUGAAAUCAGGUUAUCAGCAACAAUACGAAAUUAUUCAAAUGAAUCAGGGGAGCAUUUCAACCAAAACACUCGUCCAAAUCAGGUCAGUGACUGAUGGAUCAUGUUUGACCGCUAGUUUGGAGGAGAAUCUGCUCUUUUACGAUUGUAAUUUGGGUAAUGGUGAUCAGAUAUUUGAGAUUGAGGAAGUUGGUCUGGCUGAUUUCAGUGAUGGAUUCUUCAUCAAGAACUUCGUAGACGACAAGUUCAUCACGUUCAACAGGAACGGGGUUGGAGCAGCAUUGGGGACUGAGAAGGAGUUGGCGCACCUGUUUUAUACGGCAGAAGGAGGAGACGUGGGUGAUACGAGGAAUCAGGUUGUGAUUGAUGCAAAUGGAACUGAUGAAAUCUACGAUAGAAACAGGGAUUUGAUUCGUAAGCAGAGUGGACACGUGUAUGAUGUUCAAACAGGAGAGAUGCCAUUGACAGGAUACGAGAAGGAGUAUGCGCUGUUCAGGGAGUCAGACGGGAAUCUGAUGACAGAGAGGGCACAUCUUGGCAGUACCAAAUCAACAAAUUUAUUUAGAAUUGAUCAGGUGAAUGAAAAUGUGUACAAAAUACGCACAGGGAAAGGAGCGUGUUUGGAGUACGAUAAUGUGAGCAGAGGAUACAAAUUCAAGAAGUGUGAGACCACAAACAUGCAGUUGUUUGAGCUACUGAAUAUUGAACAGAAGGAGGUGUUUGAUAGAAUACGGCCAGAGGUGUUAGUUAGUGAGGAAGGUAUUUUUGUUGAAUUAGCUAGUAAAACAGGAGGAGCAGCCUACCUUGGAAACAAGGACAACAGACUUGGAGUUGUAGGAAACAAGAAGAAGGCAUUGCACCUGAAUGAUCGUCUUGAGUUUGUUGAUACGCUGGUGUAUCAGGAUGGUGGAAUAUUGAUCACACCAAGUGAUCAUAUUGAUGGGAUAAUGGAAGUGAGGAUGGUAAAGAAUCAAAAUGAUCAUAAAAGCACCAAUUUGAUUGUAGGAGGGAAGUGUUUGACCUAUAAGAGCGUAAGUCAGGAAUUCAGUUUGGAGCCAUGCAAGAACAAGGAAGGACAGAAUUACAGGGUGGUUGAAGAGAGAUACAAGGACAAUUUGUAUGGGAAUCAAACAAGAAGGGUUGAUACGGUGAAUUCUGACAUAUUUGUGGUUGUAAGAUACAUAAAACACGGUGAAAUGUUCAAAACAGAACCAGUUGACUUGGGAAAUGGUGGAGAAAGUGGGGUAGAGAGCAAACCUGAAACACAGAGCAGCAAAACAAGGACCAAUCCAUCACUACAUGACGUAAUGACCAUAACUAACAGUGAUAAAAUGAAUAUGAGACAGGCCUACAGAAACACGCCUUUUGACAAACUGACUGAGACAGAAUUGAGACAAUUCGAAAAUAAGCAGGUUCAUAGAAUGAAGAUGUCGGAAAUACAGAGGUUGACGCACAACAAGCUGUCUGAGACAGAAAUAGAAGACGUAAAAGAGAGAUCCAAAUCAAUGGUGCACAUCAAUACACACUACAACAAUAACAGGUUUAUCAAGAGCAACUGGUGUCUCCUACAAGACAACUUCAAAAUGAACUACAUGAAGGAAAACAAGGUGAAUGAAACCAAAGCAGCCAGGUGGAUAGCACCAAACAACCAAUAG